AUGUCUCAGCCUGGAUACACCAUGUCAAACCAACAAUUUGAUAGCCAUUUUGGCAAUCUCAACGGAAACGACGCUGUCGAUCCGUCGGACCUAACUAUGCAGAGCGCGGCGUUCAUGCCCUAUUCUUUUGGGUCGCAACAAAAUAUGUCUGCAAGCUACAAUAUGGGAAACUCCGGCAUCGAUACCGAUGAGCUACUCGAUCUCGACCUCAACGGACAGAAUGGCAUCCAACGGACGGACGGUAUGGGUUUCCUGCAAGACCAACGACAGAACCAAGGCCUGUCCAUGAGCCACCAAAGCCAGAUGACUCAAAUGUACUCUCAAACCCCUGAUGGCGCCCCCAUACACAGUCCCUUUUUGCAGGGAAGUUUCAACUACGACCAGUUUCAGCCCUUGAACCAGCACUCGCAGGGUACACCAUCACACCUGAGCGCUCCAAACCAUUUUGACCACAGCUUCAUGAAUGGAAAGACACGGCCUAGCCUGCAAACCAUAGAUCGAUCGUCCUCAGAUGUGAGGACUCCGAUGACUCCAAAGACACCGGCUAUUGGUGCAUUGAAUCUGGGCACACCAGAAUCCGGAAGCUUCCCUUCGCAGCCUAUCCGUGCCGCAAAUCUCCAGCACCGCCACCAGAAAACCCUCUCAAAUCAAUGGGACGGCACUCCAGGAAGUGCACAAUCAUUUAUGGAGUCACCGAUUGCUUCUCCCAAUCAUCAUUCUCACCAUGCUGGUAUCUCGGAAAUUCUCAAGUCCGGCAAACACGCAUCGCUACCUGCCAAGGUUGACACGCCCAGCGCCCAGGCGUUAGAAUCGCAGGAGGCAAAACGACGCCGACGUAGGGCUUCUCAUAACAUGGUGGAGCGAAGGCGCCGCGACAACAUCAACGAAAGAAUUCAAGAUCUCUCUCAUCUUGUUCCACAGCACCGUUUGGAAGACGACAAAGUUCGCAAACAAUUGCUCAACAAUACUGCUUUGUCUCCACCAGGCGGCAGUAUGAGCCCUCCCAAUGCGACUUCUUUGUUAGCCGGUGGCAAUGGUCGCCGCGCAACGGCAGGGAAUAUUACAAUGGGCCUUCCAAUUGAAGAGAAGGAGAAGGGCCCCAACAAAGGAGACAUCCUGAAUGGUGCCGUCGGUUGGAUGAGGGACCUCAUGUGGGCCUUGCAUGUGAAGAUGCAGCAGGAAUCAGAGCUGGCAGAAAUCAUUUCCAGUCUCGGCGGAACGUGGCCCUUUGAACAAACCGAGGACGAGAAGCGGAUGCGCACUGAGCUCCUUGAUGCGAUGGAGAAGAAUGAUGCCAAUACUUUUGCCUACAGUCGUGCGCCGGGUACUGGACUUCGCGUGCCUAAGCACACAAAUAUUGCCGGGGACCCCGUUCAGGGCAACGGAGCACUUAGUCCACAGAGUUUAAGUCCUGCCUUCACUAGCGGUGGCAGUGGAAAUACCAGCGGGGGAGCGGGCCAACCCCAGUUUUGGGGCUCCAAUCACACUGGCGGUAUUUUCAAGGAAGAAGAUGAAUAUGCGAUGGAUAUGUAG
This is a messenger RNA of Talaromyces atroroseus, 1533 nucleotides long. RefSeq lists its product as hypothetical. Gene Ontology annotation, biological process: regulation of transcription by RNA polymerase II. NCBI's taxonomy places the organism in Eukaryota, Fungi, Ascomycota, Eurotiomycetes, Eurotiales, Trichocomaceae. Bases 1 to 1533 code for a protein of 510 amino acids. The transcript has a single exon. Gene Ontology annotation, molecular function: DNA-binding transcription factor activity, RNA polymerase II-specific; RNA polymerase II cis-regulatory region sequence-specific DNA binding; protein dimerization activity. The record is from RefSeq and is a predicted model, not a curated record.